CGCGCGGGUUGUCAUGAAGCCGGGUUCUGUCGCGGCCUAUUGGCGCGUCUUGGUGACGUCGCUGUGUCGAGUGGUUCCUCCUGUCAGACCGGUUGGGUUCCGAGUGGUCAGCGGCGCGUCUGGAAGUGACGUCAUGGACCUGAGUUCUAUGCGGAAGCGUUACCGUAGUGAUAAUGAGGCCUUUGAAGAGAAACACUUGGUUUCCCUUGAUCCCAUCGUUCAGUUUAAUGACUGGUUCCAAGAGGUCACCCAGUGUCCCGCCAUCGAAGAGCCAAAUGCCAUGUGUCUAGCCACGGCUACCAGAGACGGGAGGCCGUCUGCCCGCAUGGUUCUCCUCAAAGGGUUUGGCCCUGACGGAUUCCGAUUCUACACCAACCGGGAGAGCAGAAAAGGCCUAGAUUUGGAGACCAACCCUGUUGCAUCUCUUCUGUUCUACUGGGAACCUUUCAACCGUCAGGUUCGGAUUGAAGGCUCAGUCGAACGUCUUUCUGAAGAUGAAACCGAGAAGUAUUUUCACUCCCGUCCAAAAAGUAGCCAGAUUGGGGCAGUUGUAAGCAAACAGAGCCAAGUCAUCCCUGACAGGGAGUAUCUGCGCCAGAAGAAUGCUGAACUGGAGGCGGAGUACAAGGACAAAGAAGUGCCCAAACCUCCUGAGUGGGGUGGUUACAUUGUUCGUCCAUCUGUCAUAGAAUUUUGGCAGGGACAGACCAAUCGCCUCCACGACCGUAUUGUGUUUCACAAGCAGGAGGCAGACAAAGAGCUGGGCCCCUGGACGCACCCUGGAGAAGGGGGUUGGGUGUACAAGAGGCUUGCUCCCUAACCUCAGAGAUUGGAGUCUGGUAUAUGAGGUUUACAUAUCUUAAAGGAGUCUCAAUGAUGUUGCCAAUCAUUUCAUUUGUACCUCUAGAUCCCAUGUGUCGGCAUCUACUAUGAAUUUUCUUCAACACAUUAUUGCUUUGGGGUAUUUGUCCCAAGGUAAAAAGCACAGCUAUUGUCACUCAGUGGGCUCUCUAUGAUGUUGUGUCUGUAUCUCUAGGCGUUUGUUAGUGACUUUGUGUCUGUACCUUGUAAUGGAACCAUGAAAUCACAGAAAUAAUAUAUUGCGUAGUGCUGAUCAUUUGGUACCCCCCAAGGUAUAUUAGUACAUUAAGUUUAUCAGGGGCGAUCCUGGCCCCUCUGCCGCCUGAGGCAGUUGCUGCUGCCCCCCCUUCCCCCGGAAAUUCACACUUAAAGUACGAGGAGCAGCAUUUUUGCUGCCCCUGGUACCUAGUGGGGCGCUGCCGCCUGAGGUGACAGCCUCAACUCGCCUCAUUGGCGAAGCACCCCUGAAGUUUAUAAAACAAUAUAUAUUGAAACUGUAAGAUUUAAUUAUAAAUAUAAUAAACAAUAUCACUUCCA
Xenopus laevis (African clawed frog) is the source of this 1398-nucleotide messenger RNA. It is a transcript of the gene pnpo.S, whose product is annotated as pyridoxamine 5'-phosphate oxidase. Gene Ontology annotation, molecular function: pyridoxamine phosphate oxidase activity; FMN binding; oxidoreductase activity, acting on the CH-NH2 group of donors. Lineage: Eukaryota; Metazoa; Chordata; Amphibia; Anura; Pipidae. Gene Ontology annotation, biological process: pyridoxine biosynthetic process; pyridoxal 5'-phosphate biosynthetic process. The record is from RefSeq and is marked provisional.